AUGACCAGCACAACUUCGGAUGACUCCCGUCUCGACCGGGCCCCGAAAGACACGGGGCCCGUCGACAUUGAACGACGAGCUGUAGCCGAGGCGCACCUGCAAAACACGACGGUCCGGAACAUCAGCUGGCGCGGCGUCACUGUUACUGUCAAAGACCGAGAGACGAAGCUCCCCAAGGCCAUUGUUGAAAACGUCGAGGGCAUCGUCGAGGCUGGCGAGAUAUGUGCCUUGAUGGGCCCUUCGGGCUGCGGCAAGACGACUCUCCUCAACGUGCUCGCAUCGCGGCCCACGGGCGCCCUUAAGGUCGAGAGCACCGUGCUGGUCAACGGCGUCGGGCCCUCUCGCGCGGCCUUCCGCGAGAUGAGCCGGUUCGUCGAGCAGGACGACGCCCUGAUCGGCGCGCUGACGGUGCGGGAGACGCUCAACUUCGCGUCGCGGCUCGCCAGCACGAGCUCGCUGCCCAAGAGGGAGCGCAUCGCCCGCAUCGACGGGCUCCUCGACUCGUUCGGCCUCGUCGAGCAGGCCGACACCCUCAUCGGCACCCCUAUCCGCAAGGGCAUCAGCGGCGGCCAGAAGCGCCGCGUCGGCGUCGCCAGCCAGCUCAUCACGAGCCCCAAGAUCCUGUUCCUCGACGAGCCCACCAGCGGCCUCGACUCGGCAGCCAGCUGGGAGGUCGUCAACUAUCUGAAGGGUGUGGCCAAGAGGAACAAUCUCAUCGUCAUCGCUUCCAUCCACCAGCCGAGCACGUCGACCUUCAACUUGUUCGAUAAGCUGCUACUCCUGUCGGCCGGCAAGACGCACUACUUUGGCCCUGUGGCCGUCGUCGGGCCGCACUACAAUUCGCUCGGCCUCGAGUUGCCUCUGCAGGUCAACCCUGCCGAGUUCCUGCUCGAGCUGGUCAACGUGGACUUUGCGGCGACGCGCCAUCGGCGCCUCGAGCAGAUGCAGCACGCCUGGGCGGCGUCCCGGCGGGCCGCAGAGCUCGCCGCGGCUGUCGCCGACGUCGAGGCUAAGGGCGCAGCCCUGUCUUCUUUUUCGGACACGACGCUCGAGCUCGCAGCCGCCGAAAAGAGACCCAGCGCGCCCAGCUUGGUCCUGACGCUCCUCCAUCGCAGCUUUGUCAAGAGCUACCGCGACGUGGUUGUCUAUGGCAUCCGCCUGGCCAUGUACACAGGCCUCGCCAUCAUGAUGGGCACCGUCUGGCUGCGGCUCGGUGCCGACCAGUCCUCCAUCAUCCCCCUGACCAACGCCAUUUUCUUCGGGAGCGCGUUCAUGUCCUUCAUGGCCGUAGCAUAUUGCCCUGCCUUUCUCGAGGACUACGAGCAGUUCCUCAAGGAGAAGCGCAACGGGCUCUACGGCGCGACCGAGCUGGUGAUCUCAAAUUUCCUGAUUGGGACACCAUACCUGUUCGUCUUCUCCGUAGUCUUCUCAGCUAUCUCGUACUGGCUGUCUAACUUCCAGCCGACGGCGCGCGCCUUCUUCACGUGGGUGCUGUGGCUGUUCCUCGACCUGCUGGCGGCCGAGGGCCUGGUGGUGCUGGUGACGUCGGCGUUCCCCGUCUUCGUCAUCGCGCUGGCGCUGGUCGCGUUCGCCAACGGCCUGUGGAUGAGCGUCGACGGCUUCAUGGUGCCGCCGACGGUGCUCAACGUCUUCUACCGCUACGUGUUCCACUUCUGGGACUACCAAAAGUACGUCUUUGAGAACAUGAUGGUCAACGAGUUCGCCGACAGGGUCUAUGCGUGCGCUUCCGCCAGUUUGCCUGGGGGUGAUUGCCAGUGCAUGUGGCAGACCGACCUCGCGGACCAGUGCCUCAUCCGCGGCCAGGGCGUGCUAGAUCAGUAUGGCUAUCGCCCCGGGUACAUGGGUAAGGAUGUGGGUAUUAUGAUGGGCAUUAUUGCCGGGUACCGCAUCGCCGCGUGGCUGGUCUUGAAGCUGAAGAGGUGA
Molecule: messenger RNA, 1944 nt
Organism: Lasiosphaeria miniovina
Lineage: Eukaryota; Fungi; Ascomycota; Sordariomycetes; Sordariales; Lasiosphaeriaceae
Product: P-loop containing nucleoside triphosphate hydrolase protein
Exons: 6
Coding region: 1-1944 (647 amino acids)
Cellular component (GO): membrane
Molecular function (GO): ABC-type transporter activity; ATP binding; ATP hydrolysis activity
Source: RefSeq, a predicted model, not a curated record